AUGGCGGACGAUACGCGGCAGCCUGACACACCUCCCGCAGAUGAGCAACCUCAGUCAGAGGGCCGUCCCUUGAGGCGACCGAAAUCCAAGCACGACUUCCCAAAAACCCAGGCCGGGAAGAUGUGGGAGAUGCUGGGUAAUCCUGCGGAAUCUGCAAACACCCUGGCAGGAGGAACCUACAAUUCCGCAGGCGGCAAACCUCCCGAGGUGACCUGGAGAGAUGCCUUCAAUUUCUCGUAUGAAGGGAAAGGCCCUUCUUGGUAUCAGGUACCAUGCGCACGAGAUGCGUUGCUUGUCGGGAUAGCUUCCGGAGGCGCAGUAGGAGGUUUAAGAUUUAUACUCAGAGGACUGUCCUCCAUGUUGAUCACUACCAACCUGGCAGUCGCUGGAUUUGCUCUAUCAGCCUCCGGAAUGUACUACUGGUGUGAUCAAAGACGGCGAGAGGAGGCAAGAGGCAUGGCAAUGGCUGUCCAAGGCAUGAGAAUGCUGCAUGAGAAGAAGGCCCGCGAGAAGGCUGCCGAGGAUGCUGCACGGGUAGCGGCGGCAGAAAUCAAAGAGCAGGAACGGAAACGGAGAGGGCAAUGGUACAAAUUCUGGUAA
Molecule: messenger RNA, 600 nt
Organism: Cladophialophora psammophila CBS 110553
Lineage: Eukaryota; Fungi; Ascomycota; Eurotiomycetes; Chaetothyriales; Herpotrichiellaceae
Exons: 2
Coding region: 1-600 (199 amino acids)
Biological process (GO): mitochondrial respiratory chain complex IV assembly
Cellular component (GO): mitochondrion; mitochondrial inner membrane
Source: RefSeq, a predicted model, not a curated record